AUGAACGAGGAUAGCAAUCCUCCACCUCCUAAUAAAAGUUCUAAUGAACUUCAAGUUCCAACAGCUCAAGUGAGAAGGAAAAGAGGUCUUUCUUUAAGAUCUCAACUAUUCAAUAAGACCUUAACUAACAGAUUGAAUCCUAUAGAACAAAGAUCUCAAGAUAACAUUGAAUUGCAAGAAUACGACAAAUCAGAUGAUGCAAAUGAACAAGCUACUGAAAUUACUCGAUCUGAUACUCCCCAAAUAACUAUAGAUGAAUCAAAUGUCAUACAAUCAUAUGAGCCUUAUCAGAGGAAUUCCCACAAUUUCACUCGAUCCACCACCAACUUAUCGACCAAUUCUGACACCAGCUCAGUAGAGUUCCUUUCAAGAUCAAAAAGACACAGAAAAGGGAAGCUUCUUACCAUUUUGAUUGAUAUCAAAGAUAAAAUCACCGGAAACAAAGUAUUACCUCCUACAGAAAAUGGUAGAAUCAUUCCAUUGACCUUAGACCCUAAAACAUUCAUCGAAGAGUACGGUAAUGAUAAUGUCUACAAUAGUUCUCAUCAACUCAUCGAUGAAAGAACUGAUGGGGUUUAUGUGUCCAAUGCCAUAACCUCAUCGAAAUAUUCCAUAUAUUCAUUUCUUCCUAAACAAUUGAGAGCUCAGUUUUCUAAGAUAGCCAAUUGUUAUUUCAUGGUGGUAGCUAUAAUGCAAAUGAUCCCUUCAUGGUCAACUACCGGUCAAUAUACCACUAUUAUUCCUUUACUUAUAUUCAUGUCAAUAUCGAUAGCUAGAGAAGGGUUUGAUGAUUGGAAAAGACAUAAACAUGAUAAGGAAGAGAACAAUAAGAAAUGUUGGAUUAUCAAGGAGGAUUUAGAUCUUCGUAAUUUUGAUACCAGAUCAAUAGCCACUAUUAUUACUGAGACUAUACCGGUGAUAACUGUUAAUUCCACCGUAGACCAAAAUCAAAAAUCCCAAGUCGAAGACUCAUCCCAUUCAACGUCAGAUUUGAAGAACUAUAAUUUGAAAGAAUGUAAGUCUAAAUGGAGAGAUAUAAAAGUAGGAAAUAUCAUCAAGAUCCGUGAAGAUGAAUGGGUUCCUGCUGAUAUUCUUAUCUUAUCAGCACUCAAUGAAAGUGACGCUGAUACUGCAUUUGUAGAAACUAUGGCAUUGGAUGGAGAAACCAAUUUGAAGUCAAAGAAUCCUCCAGCGGAAUUAUCAAAUAUCUUAUCAAAGGCUUCGGGACUCAAAAACUUCAACGAUCUCGUGACCGUGGAAGAUCCAAACACAGAUCUUUAUAAUUUUGAAGGAUUGAUAAACGUUGAUGGAGAAACACAUGCCUUGGGCCCUGAUAAUGUCAUUUAUAGAGGAAGUAUUUUAAGAAAUACCAAAUCAGUUCUCGGAUUAGUGAUAUUCACCGGUGAAGAAACUAAAAUAAGGAUGAAUAACAUAAAAAAUCCACGUACUAAAGCCCCCAAAUUGCAAAGAAACAUCAAUUUCAUUGUGAUAUUCAUGGUAUUUGUAGUAGCUAGUUUAUCAGCAUUCUCCACUAUGGCUCAAAGAUUACUAUAUGCUGAAAAUGAACAAAAAGCUUGGUAUUUAUAUGAGCAGGAUGCUGGUGUAGCUGCCACAUUGAUGGGAUUCAUCAUCAUGUACAACACCUUGAUUCCCUUGUCACUUUAUGUUACUAUGGAAAUCAUCAAGGUAGGUCAACUAUUAUUACUUCAAUGCGAUAUAGAUAUGUAUCACAAAGAAAGCAAUACCCCAGCUGAUGCUAAAACUGCCACAAUUUUAGAGGAAUUGGGUCAAGUCAAUUAUAUAUUCAGUGAUAAGACAGGUACUUUGACGGACAAUUUGAUGUUAUUCAGAAAAUUUAGUAUCAACGGUAUGAGUUGGUUACAUGAUUUGGAUUUAAUAGCCAAAGGAAAGGAAUCAUCGAUAGAUUCCAGCGAAGAUGAAAUAGAGCAAGAUUAUGUACCGAGAACUAGUACUACGUCGUUUGUAAGAGCCAGUAUGGACCUUAAGUCCAUCAAAUCUGUGUCUACUUGGAAAUCCACCGCCAACCCCAAGAAACCUCAGAAUUUAAAGAGUUCAAUUGAAUUAUUGAAAUACAUUCAAACCAACCCCAACACUUUAUUCAGUAAGAAAGCUAAAUUUUUCCUUUUAAGUAUUGCGUUAUGUAGUACAUGUUUACCACGUAGAAAUGAGGAAAGUGAUGAUGAUACCGAAGAUCAGAAUAUCUCUUACCAGGCUUCGUCUCCUGAUGAGAAAGCUUUGGUAGAAGCAGCAAGAGAUCUUGGAUUUAUCGUUUAUGAUAAGAAAUCCAAUAUUUUGAAGAUGAAGACAUACCCACAAGGUUUCAACAGUUCAUGUAAAUUUGAAGAAUAUGAAGUUUUGGAUGUGGUUGAAUUCUCAUCUCAAAGGAAGAGAAUGUCAAUCAUAGUCAAGUUUCCUGAUUCCAGGAUUUGUUUAAUCUGUAAAGGUGCUGACAAUGUAAUUCUUGAAAGAUUGAAAAAUAGUCAAAUGGCUGUACGCAAAGCUAAAGAGAUCUCAUUGAAUGCCAGUGAAAGGAAAAUGAUGGAAGCUGAUAUGGUCUUACAACAAAGAUUCUCUCAGGAGGCUGAGGCCAGAGAAACUAGAAAUAGUAUGAGUUCCUUGUCCUCAUUGAGGAAGAGUCUUCAAUACGGUGAUCGUGCUCAUACAGCUGGAACUUUAAGCUCUAUUGAUAAAAUCAUGGGUGAAGAAGAAGAUCAUACAGAUAUCGCCGAAAAUUUCCGAAAAUCUUUACAUUUACAGCAAGCUCAAAGAUACAGCAUUGAUAUAGAAGGCUCACCUGCUAAGAGUUCAUCAGCUAAAGUUGGAGAAAACUUGGAUGACGUUUAUGAUGAUCGAUUACUCUUGAAUCAAGAAUUCAUCCUUGAAAAGACUUUGGAACAUAUCGAAGAGUUUUCUACAGAAGGUUUGAGAACUUUAUUAUAUUCUUUUAAAUGGUUAGAUAAGAAAGAAUAUGCUGAUUUCAAUGAACAAUAUCUGGCAGCCAAAACUGCACUUGUUGAUAGAUCUUCUCAGAUUGAAACAGUCGGGGAAUCAAUUGAAAAUAAUUUCGAAUUAUUGGGUGCCACGGCCAUUGAAGAUAAGUUACAAGAUGGUGUUAGUGAUGCCAUUGAAAAGUUGAGAAGAGCAGGAAUCAAGAUGUGGAUGUUAACUGGAGAUAAGAGGGAAACUGCCAUCAACAUCGGUUAUUCUUGUAGAUUAAUCAAAGAUUAUAGUACAGUAGCUAUCCUCAAUAUCGACCACGGUAAAGAAGAAGUGAAGAAGAUCAUUGUUGAUGCCAUUAAGAAAGUUCAAGGAGGAGGUGUGGCACAUUGUGUGGUAGUCAUUGAUGGUGAGACUUUAGGAGUUAUCGAACAAGAUGAUGACUUGUUCCAUCAUUUGAUUGAUUUAUGUAUUAUAGCUGAUAGUGCUAUUUGUUGUAGAGCUUCACCUUCACAGAAAGCUAAGAUGGUCACUAGUAUUAGAGAAGUCAAUAGAAAAUCUGUCACGUUGGCGAUUGGUGAUGGUGCUAAUGAUAUCGCCAUGAUUCAAAGUGCUGACAUUGGAGUUGGAAUCACAGGUAAGGAAGGAUUACAAGCAGCUCGUGCUUCAGAUUAUGCUAUUGCCCAAUUCAGAUUCUUACUUAAAUUACUUCUUGUUAAUGGAAGAUACAAUUAUAUCCGUACAUCAAAGUUUGUGUUAUGUACGUUCUACAAAGAACUUAUAUUCUACUUAACUCAAGCAUUAUAUCAAAGAUAUACCUUAUUCUCCGGGUCUUCAGUAUAUGAAAGUUGGUCAUUAUCAAUGUUUAAUACAUUAUUCACAUCCUUGCCCGUGUUGGUGGUAGGGAUAUUCGAUAAAGACUUGAAACCUGCCACUUUAUUGGCGGUACCGGAAUUAUAUGCCAAAGGAAGAUUGUACCAAGCAUUCAAUUUGAAAGUGUUUGUUAGUUGGAUGGUUCUUGCUGCCUUACAGAGUGUUGGAAUAUCAUUCUUGUCAUGGCAUUUAUGGGCCUUGACUGCUUUAAGAGAUAACACUACUUUACCUCUAGGUACUUUGUUAUUUGCGACAUUGGUGAUAAUCAUCAAUAUCAAAUGUGAAUUCAUAGAGUUACAAAACCGUAAUUGGUUAGCUUUCGCAGCAUUCAUUAUCUCAGUAGGUGGAUAUGCUGUAUGGAACGUUUUAAUCAUGUUCUUGUACAGAUCCAAAGUAGCUGCCAUAUUUUAUGUUGAGUAUGGGUUAUUAGAGUUCGGUCAAGAUGUAACUUUCUGGGCCAGUUUAUUGAUCUUAUUCACUAUACCUUUAUUACUUGAUAUCCUUAUCAAGGUAUUCAAGUUCAUGAUCAAACCCAGUGAUGAUGAAUUAUUCAAAGCUAUUGAGAAAGAUUUGGAAAUGAGAAAGACUUUUGAGACCAAAUCUUUCGAUUACUUAUCACAAGGUUGGACAUUUCCUCACCAAUCAUCCAUAUGGAGACGUAAAUGCAUUGCAAUCAUCAACGUCAUCAGCAAAAAACUUGGUCUCAAUGUUGAGAUGGAAGAUAAAGAUACCUUAGAGUAUAGGAAAAGAGCAGGUACCGUUACCAAUGAAGGAGAAUUACCACCAAGUGGAGAUGGAGAAGUAAUUUAUAAAGGAGAUUCCCAAUUAAGUCCUGACUUUGAAGUGUUACCUAGUGGUAAAAGAGUUAAAAUUAAAAGAGGUCGUAGUGGUAGUCUUUGGGAUAGAUUCAGAAAUGAAGACGAUAAUGAAGAUAUCGAAGCGAUUAUUUCUGAUCGUUUGAAAGGUCUAGAUGCUCAAAGAUCCAAUAACAUCACCCCAGACUCCACAAUUCCUCAUUAG
Yamadazyma jaroonii is the source of this 4851-nucleotide messenger RNA. NCBI's taxonomy places the organism in Eukaryota, Fungi, Ascomycota, Pichiomycetes, Serinales, Debaryomycetaceae. The record is from the annotation of a GenBank genome assembly.